AGGCUUAUUAAUAAUAAGAAACCACAAACAUCAUUCAAUUUCCUUAUAUUUUACACAUCAUGACCCUUGAAAAUGAUACUAUAAAUAUUGGUGAAAAAAUAUUGUCACAAAUCAAUUACUACUUUAGUGAUUAUAAUUUAAGUAGAGAUGUAUUUCUAUUGAAUAAAAUGAAAGAAAAUAAUGAAGGUUGGAUCAGCAUAGAUACCUUAAUUAAAUUUAAUAGACUAAAUCAAAUAUGUGAUCAACCAGACCUGAUUUUGAAGGAGUUAUCACAAAUUAUAAAACUCAAAAAUUCAGAUGUCGAUAAAGGAUUUUUAGUUGUCGACAUGGAAAAUAGGCAAAUUAAAAGAAAUAAUGAUGAAUAUCCUAUUCCAAAAGAUUUUAAAAAUUAUUUUAAAAAAUUGAUUAAUCAUUCUAUAUAUGCAAAGGGAUUUCCUAAAAACUCCACUCUUGAUGAAAUAAGCAAAUAUUUUGCAACAAAUUUUGGUCCUGUAUUAAAUGUUUAUUUACGUUAUUAUAUCAUUAAUGAUAAAAAAACAAAGAGCAUGCAAUCAAAAAAUGAUGGAAAUGUUAAUAAUUUACAAUCAGACAAUAAAACAAAAACUUUUAAAGGUUCAGUUUUUGCCACAUUUGAAAAUGAGUGUGAUGCUAACAAAUUCUUAGAAACUCCAACAUUAUAUAAAGGAAAAGAAUUAAUUAAAAUGUAUAAACAUUUAUAUGAAGCUCAAAAAAAGUUAGAAUAUGAAGAAAGGAAAAACUCUAAAAAAGAUAAGAACCCUAUGGCUAAUGGAACAGAAGAUGAUAAGAAAAUUGUAUCUGAUAGAGUACAACAAUUAAUUCAAAAGGGUAAUAUUUUACAUAUUGUUGGUUUUGAUGUUAGUGAUGACAAAACAACCAGACAUACACUUAAAGAAGUUUUUGACACUUAUUCAAAAGUAGCUUGGAUUGAAUUUGAACCUGGAGAUAAGCAAGCUUAUAUUCGUUUUACGGGAGAAGAGAAUGUUGCAAAAUUAGUAUUAGAUAAAUUAAAAGCAGAAAUAAUAACAAAUGAUGAACAAGUUUCUGAUAAUAUAAUCAAAAAUGAUGUAAUAUCAGAUAAUUGUGACAUCUCCAUAAAAAAUAAUACAGGUGAUAAUGAUAAGAAAAUACCAGAUAUUAAUGACAGUUUAACUAAAUGCAAUAUGGAUUGGAAAUUAAAUUUGGGUGAGAAUUAUCCUAAAUUACAAUGCAGAAUAUUGAAAAAUGAUGAGGAAUUUAAUUAUUGGGUAGGAAUUGUUGAUAAAAUAACAAAAAGCAGUAAUAAUAAUAACAAUUUUAACAAAAAAAAGGGCAAAAAGAAUAAACAAAAAGGAAAUUUUAAUAACAAAAAAAACUUUACAAGGAAACGAAAAGGUGAAGAAUCCAACACAAAUGUCUCCAAAAUUCAAAAAACAGAUUAAUUACAAAUAGAAUGUAAUCAUAUUAAUAAAUAUUUGUAUAAAAAAAUAAAAAGUUUUAUAUAUCUGACUAAAUUUUGUAUUUUAUGUA
Molecule: messenger RNA, 1527 nt
Organism: Gordionus sp. m RMFG-2023
Lineage: Eukaryota; Metazoa; Nematomorpha; Gordioida; Chordodea; Parachordodidae
Product: lupus La protein homolog
Exons: 2
Coding region: 60-1439 (459 amino acids)
Biological process (GO): tRNA processing
Cellular component (GO): nucleus; ribonucleoprotein complex
Molecular function (GO): mRNA binding
Source: RefSeq, a predicted model, not a curated record